This is a messenger RNA of Prunus armeniaca (apricot), 1602 nucleotides long. Lineage: Eukaryota; Viridiplantae; Streptophyta; Magnoliopsida; Rosales; Rosaceae. The record is from the annotation of a GenBank genome assembly.
AUGGGAAAUUGCUGCGUAACUCUUGGCACAACUGGCCAGAACAAGCAGAAGAAAAACAAGAAGAAACCCAAUCCCUUCGCUACAGAUUUUGGUGGCAUUAAUGGAAAAGAUGGUGAGGGCAAGCUAUGGGUCUUGAAAGAACCGACGGGUCGAGACAUUUCGGUCCAAUACGAUCUGGGUCGCGAGCUCGGCCGAGGUGAAUUCGGAAUCACAUAUCUUUGCACAGAGGCUUCCUCGGGUGAAAAAUUCGCCUGCAAAUCGAUAUCGAAGAAGAAGCUGAGGACCGCUGUGGAUAUUGAAGACGUGCGGAGAGAAGUUGAGAUAAUGAGGCAUUUGCCUCCGCACCCAAAUAUCGUCACAUUGAAGGACACCUAUGAGGAUGAAGAAGCGGUUCACAUUGUCAUGGAGUUGUGUGAGGGUGGCGAAUUAUUUGACCGCAUUGUUGCUAGGGGUCAUUACACCGAACGCGCUGCCGCAAGCGUAAUGAGGACCAUUGUUGAAGUUGUUCAGAUGUGUCAUAAACAUGGAGUAAUGCAUCGCGAUCUCAAACCAGAGAACUUUCUAUUUGCAAAUAAGAAGGAAACAGCCCCUUUGAAAGCAAUUGAUUUUGGAUUAUCUGUGUUCUUUAAACCUGAUGAGGAAUUUAAUGAGAUAGUUGGAAGUCCAUAUUACAUGGCUCCAGAGGUUCUGAAGCGCAAUUAUGGACCCGAGGUUGACAUCUGGAGUGCUGGAGUUAUCCUGUAUAUUUUACUUUGUGGUGUUCCACCUUUCUGGGCAGAAACUGAACAAGGGGUAGCACAAGCAAUUAUUCGAUCUGUCAUUGAUUUCAAGAGGGAUCCUUGGCCAAGAGUUUCUGAUAAUGCGAAGGACCUGGUGAAGAAAAUGCUUGAUCCUGAUCCAAAAAAGCGGCUGACUGCCCAGGAAGUGCUUGAUCAUCCUUGGAUACAAAAUGCCAAGAAGGCCCCAAAUGUCCCACUUGGUGAGACUGUGAGAGCAAGGCUGAAACAAUUUUCCAUAAUGAACAAGCUGAAGAAAAGAGCCCUUGGGGUUAUAGCCGAGCAUUUGUCAGUUGAGGAAGUAGCUGGCAUAAAAGAGGCAUUUCAAAUGAUGGACACUGGCAACAAGGGCAAAGUAACCAUAGAAGAGCUUCGAAGUGGUGUACAACAGCUUGGGCAGCAGAUUCCUGAUCCAGAUCUUCAAAUACUAAUGGAAGCUGCUGAUGUUGAUGGUGAUGGAGCUCUGAACUAUGGAGAGUUUGUUGCAGUUACAGUUCACCUUAAGAGGAUGGCCAAUGAUGAUCACCUACAUAAAGCUUUCGCAUUCUUCGAUCAAAACCAAAGUGGUUUCAUAGAAAUUGAAGAAUUGCGAAAUGCUUUAAAUGAUGAUGUUGACGCAGGUGGUGAGGAAGUCAUCCAUGCGAUUAUGCAUGAUGUGGACACAGACAAGGAUGGGCGCAUAAGUUACGAGGAGUUUGCUGCUAUGAUGAAGGCUGGUACAGAUUGGAGAAAAGCAUCCAGGCAAUAUUCACGGGAAAGAUUUAACAGCAUAAGCUUGAAGUUGAUGAGGGAAGGGUCUUUACAGUUAGCCACUGAGGGUAGAUGA